This is a messenger RNA of Didymodactylos carnosus, 534 nucleotides long. The record is from the annotation of a GenBank genome assembly. Lineage: Eukaryota; Metazoa; Rotifera; Eurotatoria; Philodinida; Philodinidae.
AUGGUCGAUUACCUAUGGACUAAACACAGAAAUUGUAAAACAAACGUUUCUCGACAAAAUGCGGUGUCUCGAGGCUCUGUACGCUUCAUUCUACGUGCAAAUCCAUGUGCAAUAUACUUUUUAUCAUCGGCUAUAAUUGAUUUUCUUAUAAUAAAUAUAUUUCUUCUUCUUGGUGUAUUGAAUGCAUGGGAUAAUAAAAUAACCUUAUCUACAGGUAGAAAUUUAUUAUGGUGUAAAAUGUCUAAUUAUCUUCUGCUUGUUUUACCAAUACUUUCAUCUACAUACAUUAUAUUGGCAACAAUUGAUCGUUAUUGUAUAAGUUCAUUAAAUCAUAAAAUUCGACAAUUAAGUAGAGCAAGAACAUCACGCAUAGCUGUUACAGUGACAUUCAUUGUUUGGGCAAUAUUUUCACUUCAUAUUCCAUUGACAUAUGAUAUUAUUAGUCGCACACCCGAAGAACCUAAAUCAUGUACAGUAUCAUAUAAUCAACAAACAUUUAUCAUUAUAGUCAUAGCUUGUUCACAUAUUAUGUGA